Molecule: messenger RNA, 3044 nt
Organism: Silurus meridionalis
Lineage: Eukaryota; Metazoa; Chordata; Actinopteri; Siluriformes; Siluridae
Gene: u2af2a
Product: U2 small nuclear RNA auxiliary factor 2a
Exons: 12
Coding region: 492-1859 (455 amino acids)
Biological process (GO): mRNA processing
Cellular component (GO): nuclear speck; commitment complex; U2-type prespliceosome
Molecular function (GO): pre-mRNA 3'-splice site binding; poly-pyrimidine tract binding
Source: RefSeq, a predicted model, not a curated record
ACGUGGUCCCUGCCCUGAGCAAGCGCACUCUCCUGUUUUGGAGUGUUUUCCCCUCUUGUGUGUUUAUGUACAUAAUAACCGACUUGUAUUCGUUUUUACAAGACCGGACACUUUUAAACGUACAAAAUAUAACUGUUAUUAUUUAUUCAAAUAUCCAGAACAAACUGACACUAAAAGAUACGUUAUAGCCUGUGUUUUAGCGCCCUAGGAGGCACGUUAGUCUGUGUGCAGGGUGAAAACAUGGUGCCCGACACUGGAGCACGUUUAUAAAGCCACUAUUCCGGUGUGUUGGAGUGUGUUUGAACUCUCUGAGCACCACCUGAGCGAGCAACUGUGCAGUGACAGUCAGGGGUUUGCUCCAGGUAGAGACUCGUGGUCGAGUUACUGAAGGAAGAUGUCAGAUUUUGACGAAUUCGAGAGACAGUUGACGGAAAACAAGCAAGAGAGGUUUCCUUCAAAGCAAAAACCCAAGUAAAGACCUGACCGAGACAAUGAAAACAAGCAUCAGAGGAGGAGGAGCAGCUCCAGGAGCCGGAGUCGAAGUCGGAAAAGAAGGAGCAGGGACCGAGAAAGACGUGGAAGCCGAGACCAUCAUGGGGACAGCAAAGAGCGGAGACAGCGGCGGAGAAAUGCUCGUUUUUAUAAAUACUACAUGUCCUCCUUGCAGUCAGUCUCCACACCGUGAGAAAAGGAAGGCCAAAGUAAAAAAGUACUGGGACAUUCCUCCAUCUGGCUUCGAACACAUUACACCCAUGCAGUACAAAGCCAUGCAAGCUGCUGGCCAGAUUCCUGCCACCGCCCUGCUCCCUACAAUGAUCACAGAGGGUCUGGCUGUGACUCCCACUCCUGUGCCUGUUGUUGGCAGCCAGAUGACGCGUCAGGCACGACGGCUCUACGUUGGCAACAUCCCCUUUGGCAUCACAGAGGAGUCUAUGAUGGACUUCUUUAACGCCCAGAUGCGUUUGGGAGGUCUGACCCAGGCCCCCGGAAACCCAGUUCUCGCUGUCCAGAUCAACCAGGACAAGAAUUUUGCCUUUCUAGAGUUUCGCUCGGUGGAUGAGACGACCCAGGCCAUGGCGUUCGAUGGCAUCAUCUUCCAGGGACAGAGUCUGAAGAUCCGCCGACCGCACGACUAUCAGCCACUGCCAGGCAUGAGCGAGAACCCAAGUGUUUAUGUGCCAGGUGUCGUUUCCACCGUGGUGCCUGACUCGGCUCAUAAGCUGUUUAUCGGCGGCCUUCCUAAUUACCUCAACGACGACCAGGUGAAGGAGUUGUUGACUUCGUUCGGACCCCUGAAAGCCUUUAACCUGGUGAAGGACACCGCCACGGCGCUCUCGAAAGGUUACGCCUUCUGUGAAUACGUCGACAUCAACAUCAGCGACCAGGCUAUCGCUGGGCUCAAUGGCAUGCAGCUAGGAGACAAGAAACUCCUGGUCCAGAGAGCCAGCGUUGGAUCCAAGAACACUACACUGACCGGAAUCAGCCAGACGCCAGUGACCCUGCAGUUGCCCGGCCUGGUGAACAGCUCCAUGAACCAGAUGGGAGGCAUCCCCACCGAGGUGCUGUGUCUGAUGAACAUGGUAUCCCCCGAGGAGCUGCUGGAUGACGAGGAAUACGAGGAGAUCGUAGAAGACGUCAGGGAGGAAUGCGGCAAAUAUGGCCAAGUAAAGAGCAUCGAGAUUCCUCGGCCUGUUGACGGCCUUGAGGUGCCCGGGACUGGCAAGAUCUUCGUGGAGUUCACGUCUUUGUUUGACUCUCAGAAAGCCAUGCAAAGCUUAACAGGGAGGAAAUUUGCCAACAGGGUGGUGGUGACCAAAUACUGCGACCCUGAUUCCUACCACCGGCGAGACUUUUGGUAGCAGUGGAUGAAGGAAAAAGCAAGAGACUUGAUGGAGUGUUUGGUAUUUUCCAAUCUUCCAAUUAUCCCUAACUUUUUUUUCUUUUGUAUAUAUCUGUAUGUAUGUGUGUGUGUGUGUGUGUGUGUGUGUGUGUGUGUGUGUGUGUGUGUGUGUGACUGUGUGUGGGGUGAAACAUUUGUAGAAUAACUAGUACUCCGAUUGGUGUACUGUACAUUCAUGUUAUUGGUUUUUUCACUGGAUAACCAUCUUUAAACCUUAUUUCAGAUGUGAUACUGUGAACUUUAAGCACCUUGCAACAGAACUCUUAAAACUAACAAGGUUUGCUUCAAGAAUAAACCAAAAUCCUGCUAAAAGUCGACUUGUCUUCAUUUUUUUGUUUAAUAUAUUUGUAAACAUAUUGAUAACCUUGUAAACCUCUUGCUCGUUGUCAUUCCUUUUCAAUUGUCACACAAUGAGGGAUCACUGGGGAACCUGGGGGAUUGAAAGAGUUCCAUGGAUUUGAAUUCAGGAGAUUUUUCAGGGCAAAGCAUGCCUUUUUUCAUUAUACUUCAACAUUAUAAUUCAAAAGAAGACACGUUGCAUUUCUUGCUUUUUGGAGUUCUGCUGUUCGGCUAAAACCAGCAGUUCCUUGUGUUUGGAUUGUAAUGGAGGAAUAAAUCGACUGUGAGGAGUAAAUAUCACAGUUAACGUGAGAGAGACCACACAGUGACUUGCUCUCUUUGUAUAUAGAAGAAGCUGAAUAGUGAAACAGGCUCGUGUUUAUCCAGAGUUACAGCCAUCCUCCUCUCACUCCCUGUUUUUUUAUUUCAAAGGAUGAAAUAUUUAAUAAUUGUUUUUUAUUUAUUUUUUUGCAUUUACAAAUUUGGGUUUAGUUUUUAUUAUUAUUAUUAUUAUUAUUAUUAUUAUUAUUAUUCAUCUAACAUCUUUUUUUUUUACUUUUUAUAAAUAAAUGUAUUUGGCUUCUCGUUCAAAAGGGUUUCUGUAUAACUGUCCCAUCAUAGUGCUGGAUCUUUUCAUCCCAGACUGCAUGACAGCAGUGGGUCAGUUAGUAUUCUAAUUAUUUUAAGAGAUUGAGAGCACCAAGCUGUGGCUGGGUGUUUUUGGUGGUAUUCCUGCUGGAUUUUCUGUUUAUAGUUAUGCUUUUUUUUUAUUAUCAAAUUCAUAAAUAAAAGUUUUAGAAAAGAA